Messenger RNA from Clonostachys byssicola, 1500 nucleotides. NCBI's taxonomy places the organism in Eukaryota, Fungi, Ascomycota, Sordariomycetes, Hypocreales, Bionectriaceae. The record is from the annotation of a GenBank genome assembly.
AUGGCGCAAGAGAUAGCCGACCAACCCACUGCGUGGGGGAUUCGUUCAUUAAAUAAUCUAGAGCUUUAUGCAGAGGCAAGAUACCUUUGUGGUCAAUAUCGAUGCAACGCGGUCACCUGUCGCCUUGGUAUCAGCCAAGAUUUCUUCUCACCAGCUGGCACCGAGGUAUUUAGGGCUAAUUUCCUACGAGCGGUACAUGCGGUCACCUUUGAGCACGGUAUUCUUAGAGCCACGCUGAGGGAGAAUUUAGCGCUUCAGUCGUAUUGGGCUGCAGCAAAUGACGUCAACUUAUCAGACCAUGUUGAGUGGUUGAAUUACAGCGUUCACGCGGAAGACUAUGAAGUCAUUCUACACUCACACCGAGAGAAACUCGUCGACACGGAGUUUACUGAUACAGAGACCCAACCCGGCUGGAGAGUCACCAUACUUUCAUCGCAAGAGGUUGGAGUACUUGACAUCAUAUUUACAUACACUCAUACCAUCGCUGAUGGGAAGGGGGGGCUGGUGUUCAUUAAGUCCUUGCUGAAGCAUCUCCAGAGAGAUCACCCCCUACCGUCCAACGAGAUACUGCUGCUACCACCGUCACCACAUCAGCUGUGCGAUUUCCCUCUGACGCCCGGUUUCGUGCUAUCAACUUUAUGGAAAGAGCUCAGGCCGGAUAUUUUUCGGUUUUCUCAAAAUUCUCAUGUUGGCUGGCUGCCCACUAGUGCCAAGGCACUUCCUACCAGAUUGAAGUCAUUCAGCAUCGAAUCUCAUUCACUGGAGUAUAUCCUUCGAUGCUGUCGACAAAAUUCCACAACUCUCACCGGGCUUGUGCAUGCUCUGGUAUUUAAGAGCCUCAUCACUCUCCUCUCGAUUGAUCAGGCGCGAGCUAUGACCGCCGUCACUACGAUAGAUUUGCGCCGUUUCAUGCCGAAGAAUGCUUCCAACUUUCCUGAUUUUGAUCCGGCAAAUACUAUGGGGAAUUUUAGCUCAGGAAUGGAGCAUCCUUUCGAUGAGAACCUCGUGCGACAACUGCGGGAACUAGCGAAAGACCCCGAGACGAAUGGUCUGGAACAGGCCAUAUGGAGCAUUGCUCGGCGGAUUCGCCUUGAGAUCGAGCAAAAGCUUUCACAGGGGCUAUCAAAUGACAUCACCGGCUUGAUGAAGUUUGUAAGCGACUGGCGAGCCGAGGCCUCAAAAAAGACAGCCCGUCCAAGGGAACAUUCUUGGCUGAUUUCCAAUCUCGGAGUACUUUCAGCUGAUGGCUCCGAAUCGAUGACAGGCGGCGAGGGCCCUCACUGGCAUUUACAGGAUGCCACUUUUUCGCUGAGCUCCGAAGCGGUUGGUGCGCCUUUCCGCAUCAGCCUGCUCACUGUGCGCGGGAAGGCCUUGAAUAUCGAAAUUAGUUGGCAGGAUGGUACUCCUAAGGAGAUGGCAGAGCGAAUCUUGGAAGACAUUCAGACCUUCCUUUUAGGCUUGGCAGCUCACGAAGGGGUUGACGUCAAAACUUCAGCUUAA